GCAGUUGUGUUCCAGACAACAAAUCUCCAGCAUCUUCGCCAUAUUGACUCUGAGCUGUCAGGGGAUUCAGGCUUAUGAGGAGGUUCUGUCACACAAAACAGUGUCUGGUGAAGACGACAAGAAAGAGAGGAAAGGAUCGGAAAAAGAAGCUAAAAUACUGUAGAAAAUCAUGAGAUCUAUUCGAUCUUUUGCCAAUGAUGAUCGCCAUGUUAUGGUGAAACAUUCAACAAUUUACCCAUCUCCAGAGGAACUUGAAGCUGUUCAGAAUAUGGUGUCUACUGUUGAAUGUGCUCUUAAACAUGUCUCAGAUUGGCUGGAUGAAACAAACAAAGGCACAAAAACAGAGGGUGAGACAGAAGUGAAGAAAGAUGAGGCCAUAGAAAACUAUUCCAAGGAUCAAGGUGGUCGGACAUUGUGUGGUGUAAUGAGGAUUGGCUUGGUUGCAAAAGGCUUGCUGAUUAAAGAUGAUAUGGACUUGGAGCUGGUUUUAAUGUGCAAAGACAAACCCACAGAGACCCUGUUAAAUACAGUCAAAGAUAAUCUUCCCAUUCAGAUUCAGAAACUCACAGAAGAAAAAUAUCAAGUGGAGCAAUGUGUCAGUGAGGCAUCUAUUAUAAUUCGGAAUACAAAAGAACCCACGCUGACUUUGAAGGUGAUACUUACUUCCCCUUUAAUUAGGGAUGAAUUGGAGAAAAAGGAUGGAGAAAAUGUUGCGAUGAAAGAUCCUCCGGACUUACUGGACAGGCAGAAAUGCCUGAACGCCUUGGCGUCUCUUCGACAUGCCAAAUGGUUUCAGGCAAGGGCAAAUGGAUUAAAAUCAUGUGUAAUUGUCCUCCGCAUUCUGCGUGAUUUGUGCAACCGAGUCCCCACAUGGGCACCAUUAAAAGGAUGGCCACUAGAGCUUAUAUGUGAAAAGUCUAUAGGUACUUGUAAUAGACCUUUGGGCGCUGGGGAGGCCUUGAGACGAGUAAUGGAGUGUUUGGCAUCUGGAAUACUACUUCCUGGUGGUCCUGGCCUCCAUGAUCCUUGUGAGCGAGACCCAACAGAUGCUCUGAGCUAUAUGACCACUCAGCAAAAAGAAGAUAUUACCCACAGUGCACAGCAUGCACUCAGACUAUCAGCCUUUGGCCAGAUUUAUAAAGUGCUGGAAAUGGACCCUCUUCCAUCCAGUAAGCCUUUUCAGAAAUAUUCCUGGUCAGUUACUGAUAAAGAAGGUGCUGGGUCUUCAGCUCUAAAGAGGCCAUUUGAGGAUGGAUUGGGGGAUGAUAAAGAUCCCAACAAGAAGAUGAAACGGAACUUAAGGAAAAUUCUGGACAGUAAAGCAAUAGACCUUAUGAAUGCCCUCAUGAGGCUAAAUCAGAUCAGACCUGGGCUUCAGUAUAAGCUUCUAUCUCAGUCUGGCCCUGUUCAUGCCCCUGUUUUCACAAUGUCUGUAGAUGUGGAUGGCACAACAUAUGAAGCCUCAGGACCAUCCAAGAAAACAGCAAAACUUCACGUAGCAGUGAAGGUGUUGCAGGCAAUGGGAUACCCAACAGGCUUUGAUGCAGAUAUUGAAUGUAUGAGUUCCGAUGAAAAAUCAGAUAAUGAAGGCAAAAAUGAAACAGUGUCUUCAAACUCAAGCAAUAAUACUGGAAAUGCUACAACUGAAACCUCCAGUACCUUAGAGGUAAGAACUCAGGGCCCUAUCCUCACAGCAAGUGGCAAAAAUCCUGUAAUGGAGCUUAAUGAAAAAAGAAGAGGUCUUAAGUAUGAACUCAUCUCGGAGACUGGUGGAAGCCAUGACAAACGCUUUGUAAUGGAGGUAGAAGUAGAUGGACAGAAAUUCAGAGGUGCCGGUCCAAAUAAGAAAGUGGCAAAGGCAAGUGCAGCUUUAGCUGCCCUCGAGAAGCUAUUUUCUGGACCCAACGCAGCAAAUAAUAAGAAAAAGAAGAUUAUCCCUCAGGCAAAAGGUGUUGUGAAUACAGCUGUAUCUGCAGCAGUCCAAGCUGUUCGAGGCAGAGGAAGAGGAACUUUAACAAGGGGAGCUUUCGUUGGGGCCACAGCUGCUCCUGGCUACAUAGCUCCAGGUUAUGGAACACCGUAUGGUUACAGCACAGCUGCCCCUGCCUAUGGUUUACCCAAGAGAAUGGUUCUGUUGCCCGUUAUGAAAUUCCCAACAUAUCCUGUUCCCCACUACUCAUUCUUUUAGCAAAUGACAGAAGCUAAUUCCUAUUGAGCAACAAUGCAGUACAAUGCAGAAUGUUAGAGAAAAAGCCUUUUUAUCCUGCUUUCUUUGAACACAUACUUGAUCAAAAUUAUUUGUAAAGAACAUCUUUCCUACUUUUUGAUUUUAACAAAUGCAAAUUUAGUUCUUUAAAACUUGAAAAA
Messenger RNA from Orycteropus afer afer, 2367 nucleotides. It is a transcript of the gene STRBP, whose product is annotated as spermatid perinuclear RNA binding protein. The record is from RefSeq and is a predicted model, not a curated record. Lineage: Eukaryota; Metazoa; Chordata; Mammalia; Tubulidentata; Orycteropodidae. Gene Ontology annotation, cellular component: precatalytic spliceosome. Gene Ontology annotation, molecular function: single-stranded RNA binding; double-stranded RNA binding.